AUGUUUUCUGCGUCCUAUGCCCUAGGUGUCUGCAGCGCUGUGACCCGGAGUCCUGGAGCCCGUGGGUCUGCAGUGCUCAAUUCUGGAAUCCCUGUUACUCUGAAGGGGACUCAAGGAACUCCUGUGUUGUUUCAAGUGAUCAGAAAUCCAGAAUUACCUCCAGAAUUUGAGCUGGAGAAGAUGUCUUGGGGCGUCGUAUCCAGAUCAAAUUACAUAGUCAUGCUGUAUGUGUUUCCUGGGAGAGAUGUUCCAGAAUGGGUCAACUUCCAGGAGAAGUUCGAGAAGAGAGUCUAUGUGCUCAACAUAAUGACCCUACGGAUUGACAACCUGACCCUUGAGGACAGUGGGCUGUACCGGGCUCGAGAGUCCUAUACAAGAGGAAGACAAUAUGACCAGGAUUUCCACCUGAUGGUCUACGAACCUGUGCCCCUUCCCCGGAUUUGGACCAUUAUUCUGUCCCUCACACGAGGCUCGUGCAAUGUCACCGUGGGGUGUGACCCCACGGGAACCAGGGAGGACCUGAGGGUGUCCUGGGAGAGCGAGGGUCUCCCCAGGGAGCUGGAGCAGAGACCGGCCCCAGGACCAGCGCCCAACCCCUGGACCCUGGGUGUGAACCUGCCCCUGAGCCAGCCCACCCCCAGCGUCACCUGUGUGGUCAGCAACGAGGGGGACCAGAAAACUGCCUCCUUGGACCUUGGGGACAUCUGUGGCCAUGAUCUGCAAGGACAGACCAGUGCUGCCCACUUGCGAAACAUCCUGGCAUCUGUUGUGGUCGUGCUGCUGAUUCUCGGAGCUGGGCUGUACCUUGGGAAGACAUUUGCGAAAAAGCACGUGGAGCCUGUGAGAGGCAGGGACAGGAUCACAGGAGGAGACCAGUGACCCGUUGGUGGUAUCCACUCUGGAAAGCUGAGCCAUCAGGAGUCUGGACACCACAAGGACAAGGGUAUGUCUGCAUUCCACAUCUAGAGGACGAGAACUCUCG
Molecule: messenger RNA, 982 nt
Organism: Enhydra lutris kenyoni (northern sea otter)
Lineage: Eukaryota; Metazoa; Chordata; Mammalia; Carnivora; Mustelidae
Exons: 5
Source: RefSeq, a predicted model, not a curated record